This is a messenger RNA of Cornus florida, 1271 nucleotides long. Its product is annotated as AT-hook motif nuclear-localized protein 20-like. Bases 311 to 1120 code for a protein of 269 amino acids. Gene Ontology annotation, molecular function: minor groove of adenine-thymine-rich DNA binding; DNA-binding transcription factor activity. The transcript has a single exon. The record is from RefSeq and is a predicted model, not a curated record. NCBI's taxonomy places the organism in Eukaryota, Viridiplantae, Streptophyta, Magnoliopsida, Cornales, Cornaceae. Gene Ontology annotation, cellular component: nucleus.
UACAUCCUCAACCUUCUCUCUCUAGAUCUUCUCUCUCUGCUUGAUGCACCUAAUUCUCUUCUUCUCAUCAUCUCUCCCUCUCUCUCAAAUCAGUGAAAGAGUAAGAAAUUCUGUUGGUUUAGCUUUUGGUUUCAUUUUUACCAAGUCAACAAGUGAAAGAGGCAAAGAGGGAGGCUAAUCAGCUGUUGGGUUGUCUUCAUAAUAUUUCUUCUACUCGCUGCAAGUUUUGCUUGAAUUUGCAAGCCUGGCUAAUCGGUGGUGGACCGGACAGGUAGGACUGCCGGGAAUUGAGCCGGCAGCUAGUCCUCCGAUGCUGAAUAAACGGGAUCUACAGAUAUCCAUAAAUGAAAAUUACAGUAGUGGUAGAAGUGGUGGCAUGAGAGGUGAUGACGACGAUGAAGAAAGAGAGAACUAUGAUGACCCCAAAGAAGGAGCAGUUGAGGUCGGUACACGAAGACCUAGAGGCCGGCCUCCUGGAUCUAAAAACAAGCCGAAACCACCCAUCUUCGUGACCCGUGAUAGCCCUAACGCGCUCCGUAGCCAUGUGAUGGAGGUGGCUAGUGGCACAGAUGUGGCGGAAAGCAUAGCCCAAUUCGCGAGGAAGCGUCAGCGAGGUGUCUGUGUGCUCAGUGGAAGCGGCUCGGUGGCCAACGUGAUGCUGAGACAGCCGGCUGCACCGGGUGCUGUGGUGGCACUACAGGGGAGGUUUGAGAUCCUGUCCCUAACGGGGGCAUUUCUACCCGGACCGGCCCCUCCUGGAUCAACAGGAUUGACCGUGUACCUGGCAGGCGGUCAAGGGCAGGUGGUUGGAGGGAGUGUCGUUGGGACACUUGUGGCGGCCGGACCAGUCAUGGUCAUUGCCGCCACUUUUGCUAAUGCAACCUAUGAGAGAUUACCGCUGGAGGAAGAAGAGCAUGAUGAUGCAGGUAGUGCUGGGCAGGCUCAGCUGCCCGGAAAUUCACCGCCUGCCAUUGGAAGUAGUGGUGGGGGUCAACAGCAGCCCGGGCUACCUGAAUCCUCGUCUUUGCCCCUUUUCAAUAUGCCGGCGAAUUUAUUGGCUAAUGGAGUUCAAAUGAGUCAUGAUGCCUACAAUUGGACUCAUACCAGGCCACCUUAUUGAAUGGAAGAGCAAAAGAAAGAGGGAGAAAGAGAGGAAUGGCGUAAGUACUUCAUCAUAUUUGAAUAGUGAGAUUAAGAUAGAAAUUGGAAAGAAAUAUAUAGGGUACUAAGAGAAGUGAAUGAGAUCCAAAGCAAUAUAUAUAUAGUUCCCU